AUGGAAUUCCUUCUCUACGAAGGGCCUAUGGGCUAUGCGUUGUUCAAAGCCACUCACCAGCCCGACACCGUCGGGAAUAGGUUGAAAGAGGUUCAGAACAGCGUACAAGAUCUUGCUAAAUUUGGCAAGAUGGUGGACCUUGUCAGUUUCUUACCAUUCGAGAAUGGCAAGCAAGCUUUGGAAGAGCUUCACGACAUUUCCGAAGGGAUCGCGUCUGACUACCUGAAAUCUUUCCUCGAACUGAACCUGCCGAAACCGGGGAAGAAGAACAAAGUGACAUUGGGGGUGUCGGACAAGAUUCUGGCUGGCAGCAUCAAGAGCGCUUUCCCAAAUAUCGAGUGUGAAACUGGCGACACGAGUGAAGUUGUUCAGGAUAUGCUACGGGGUAUUCGCCAGCAUUCGGAGAAGUUGCUGAAGCAGCUCCGUGAGGGUGACACCGGCACAGCCCAGCUCGGUCUGGGUCAUGCGUACUCCAGAGCAAAGGUCAAGUUCUCCGUGCAGAAGAACGACAACCACAUUAUCCAAGCCAUCGCUAUUCUGGACCAGCUGGACAAGGCGAUCAACACGUUCUCUAUGCGUGUGCGCGAGUGGUAUUCGUGGCACUUUCCAGAGUUGGUCAAGAUCGUGUCGGAAAACCACAAGUACGCACAAGUUGCGCUGUUUGUGAAGGACAAGAAUUCUCUGUCUGAUGACCGUCUUCAUGAGCUUGCCGCAAUUGUGGGUGAUGACGAAGAUAUUGCCAAGAGCAUCAUUGAUGCCGCGAAGACGAGUAUGGGUCAGGAAAUUUCUCUUUCGGAUAUGGAGAACGUCACCUUGUUUGCGCAGCGGGUGGUCAGCCUGGCAAAUUACCGAAAGACCCUCCACAGCUACCUGGUGUCCAAGAUGAGCGUGGUUGCACCAAACCUGGCAACCCUUAUCGGAGAGAUCGUGGGAGCUCGACUUAUCUCCCAUGCAGGCAGUCUCACCAACCUGUCCAAGUACCCCGCCUCGACCGUUCAGAUAUUGGGAGCAGAGAAGGCCCUCUUCAGGGCUUUGAAAACCAAAGGCAACACUCCUAAGUAUGGUCUGCUGUAUCACUCCUCGUACAUCGGACGAGCGGGUCAGAAGAAUAAAGGACGGAUAUCACGUUUCCUCGCAAACAAGUGCUCUAUUGCGUCCAGAAUCGACAAUUUCUCCGAGACUCCAUCCACGGCGUUCGGCCAGGUGUUGAAGAAGCAAGUUGAAGAGCGGUUAGAGUUCUACGCGUCUGGAACACAGCCCACAAAGAAUGAGGUUGCAAUGAAAGAAGCGAUGGACAAGGUACUUGAGGACAUGGAUGUCGAUGAGCCUUCGAAAGUGGACGAGGAGAUGUUCGACACCGAGCCAACUUCUGCCCGUAAACAGGAAAAGCGCGAGAAGGACAAGAAGGAGAAGUCGAAAGAUAAGAAGGAGAAGAAAGAGAAGCGUAAAUCCGAAGGUGGUGACGACGUAAGCGAAAAGAAGAAGAAGCGAAAAUCAAUUGAUGGAGACGGCGAGGCCGAGGGGAAGAAGAAGAAGAAGAAGUCUAAGGAAUGA
Messenger RNA from Capronia coronata CBS 617.96, 1554 nucleotides. RefSeq lists its product as uncharacterized. The transcript has 3 exons. Gene Ontology annotation, cellular component: box C/D methylation guide snoRNP complex; small-subunit processome. Bases 1 to 1554 code for a protein of 517 amino acids. The record is from RefSeq and is a predicted model, not a curated record. Lineage: Eukaryota; Fungi; Ascomycota; Eurotiomycetes; Chaetothyriales; Herpotrichiellaceae. Gene Ontology annotation, molecular function: snoRNA binding.